Messenger RNA from Meloidogyne enterolobii, 175 nucleotides. Lineage: Eukaryota; Metazoa; Nematoda; Chromadorea; Rhabditida; Meloidogynidae. The record is from the annotation of a GenBank genome assembly.
GAUGCAGCUAAAUUCACCGGAGCGUUGGACAAAAUCAAUGAAAUGUCUUUUGCUAAACAUGAAACGUGUUAUUGGUAUUCUAACAACUUUGCCUAUCGUCACCCAGCAACAACAAAAUAGUCCACAACUUAGUAGUGGUACUUUAACACCAACAAUUAACACGUUGAAAAUAUGA